AUGAGCUACCGCUGGCUGGCUCUCGACCACUUAUUGGUUGCCUGGAUUUGGAUCACAUCUUUGUCAUUGUCCUCGCGAAGCAGCGUCCUGGCGGUGACCAGCUCGCCGAGUUCCUUGAAAUACGAUUUACCAGCGCAGUGCACAAUUCAGCAAGAGACCUGGUUGAGCUGCGUCCACACUCACUGGGGCAGCUCCCACUUGAACAUUUCAAGAGUUCUAGGAGAAUACGUGACUGCCCUGACGAUAAUCUGCGAGGAUAAUCUGCAAGCAUCAAUCAGAUCCAAGGAAAAUUCAGGAGCUGAGGGUGACCUUGAAGCGGCCAAGCUGGUGGAGGAGUACUCGCACUUAUGGAGGCUGAAGGACCUGAAGGUGCUGGGCUGCCAGGUGAGGAGCUGGUCAGGAAAGGUCCUGGCAGGGUUCCAUGACUUGCGAAACCUGACGGUCAGAGGAGCUAACCAGGAUCGCAAGAAUCAGGAUGUUUUUGAAUUGGAAAAAGGCGCCUUUGAGAUCACCCGGCUGAUCGAGAAGAUGGACCUGUCUGGGAACAACAUCUGGCAGCUUCCUGAGGGUGUCUUCUGCCCUUUGACGAGCUUGGUGACGCUGAACGUGUCUUGGAACAUGUUGAAGGACGUGGCGGAGUUGGGGUUCAGUGAUUACAGUGUCGGUGUUUCUAAACGGGACGUUGAUUCCGCUCCGGUGGUGACGCAAAUCACAUGUUCGCUGGACAUCCAGAGCUUGGAUGUGUCUAACAACCAGAUUUCAGUUCUGCCGUCUCACGGGUUCUCCUCACUGCAGAGGCUUAGAACGCUCAAUGUGUCUGGAAAUGUAAUCAGAGUGGUUGACGAUGCGGCUUUGAAGGGGCUGAGAUCCCUUGAAGUAUGCGAUCUGUCUAGCAAUCGGAUUGUCGCCCUCCCGGCUGGAAUGUUCGAAGACGCGACUAACACUCUGAAGGAGCUGAGACUCCAGAAUAACUCGAUCAGCGCAUUGGCGCCAGGAUUGCUGAUCAACAUGAGCCAGCUUGUCACUCUCGAUUUGUCGAGGAACAUGCUUACUAGUUCUUGGCUAGACGGCAAUACCUUUGCCGGUCUGGUGAGGCUGGUGCUCUUGGAUUUAUCAAGGAACAAGAUCAACAAGAUCGACCCGGAGUUGUUCAAAGACCUCUACACCCUCCAGAUUCUCAACUUCCAGUUCAAUGAGAUAGAAAUCAUUCCGGCUGAUACGUUUUCUCCGAUGAGAAAUCUCCACACGCUUGAAUUGUCGCACAACAGACUGACGUACCUGGACGCUUACUCGCUCAACGGACUGUAUGUUUUGUCGUUGUUGUCGUUGGAUUCUAACGCUCUGGAAGGUAUCCACCCAGAUGCGCUUCGUAACUGCUCCAACAUGCAGGAUCUCAAUCUAUCAGGGAACAACUUUGAGUACAUUCCAAUUGCGCUGAAGGACAUGCGGCUGUUAAGAACUCUUGACCUGGGUGAGAACCAAAUCAAAACUCUCGACAAGCCCGGUUUCCGUGGAAUGACCAGUUUGUACGGGCUCAGAAUGAUCGGCAAUGAAAUAGUUAAUGUGACUCGUGGUGCUUUUGCCGAACUUCCUAAAUUGCAGAUUCUAAAUCUCGCGAGAAACAAGAUAGAGUACAUUGAAUACGGAGCGUUUGCAAGCAACGAAACCUUGCAGGCGAUCAGACUGGACGCUAACUACCUCCAGGACAUGACAGGAGUCUUCGCCAACACUCCCGGACUGCUCUGGCUGAACAUGUCUGACAAUCAAAUCAACCACUUCGACUACGCACUGCUUCCCGAGAAGCUUCAAUGGAUGGACCUUCACAAAAACAAGAUCCAAGACCUCGGAGUCGCUCCCAGCAAUCUUCACCUCCAAACCCUGGACGUCUCCUUCAACGAGCUGACUCGCAUCGACCCCAAAUCCGUCCCAGACUCCAUAGAGCUUCUGUUCGUCAACGACAACAAGAUCCACACCGUCCAGCCCAAGACCUUCUACGACAAAAUAAAUCUAACCCGCGUGGACCUCUACGCGAACCAGAUCGUCAAAAUGGACCUCUCUGCUUUGCAACUAAGCCAAAUUCCAGAAACCCGGGCUCUUCCUGAAUUCUAUAUCGGAGGUAACCCAUUUAUCUGCGACUGCACGAUCGAGUGGCUUCAAAGGAUAAAUUCGCUGUCACUCCGACAGCACCCACGUGUCAUGGACUUGGAACUAGUCUACUGUCGGCUUCCGUACAAUCGACACCGUUCCUUUGUGUCGCUGCUGGAAGCCAAGCCAUCUCAAUUCCUGUGUACCUACAAAGCCCAUUGCUUCGCCCUGUGCCACUGCUGUGACUUUGACGCCUGUGACUGCGAGAUGACCUGUCCGAGUAACUGCACGUGCUACCACGACCAGUCCUGGUCAGCAAAUGUCGUAGAUUGCUCCAAUUCUGACUACAAAACCUUGCCAGGGCGGCUGCCCAUGGACGCAACUGAGGUUUACCUAGACGGGAACAACUUCAGCGAGCUCACCUCCCAUUCCUUUAUCGGCCGCAAGAACCUGGAGGUGCUCUACGUCAACGACAGCAACAUCAUCACCAUCCACAAUCAUACCUUCAGCGGAUUGAAGCGGCUGGUGGUUCUGCACCUGGAGAACAACAGGAUAGGCCGGCUGAACGGCCCGGAAUUAAUCCCGCUGGAGAACCUGAAAGAGCUGUACCUCCAGAACAACCUCCUGACGUACAUUGACAAUGGAACCUUCAAUGCUCUGACCCACUUGGAGGUUCUCAGGCUGGACAACAACAAGCUCAAGACCUUCGCACUCUGGCAGCUGUCCUUGAACCCUUAUUUGGUGGACAUCAGCAUCUCCAGCAACCCUUGGAGCUGCGAGUGCGGAUUCCUGGACCAGGUUCGCGACUGGAUGACCAAGAACCAGGUCAAGAUCUCCGACUGGAAGCGGGUCACCUGCGAAUUGGGGAUGCCCAUCAACCUGGUGGUCAACGGAACGGUGGUAAAUUGUGCUGCGCUGACCGGAACCACUUCCGCAAUCGAAACCAGGCAGCUGGAGGCGUAUCUGCCGCUCCUGCUGGCCACUGCGGUGCUGUUCUUCGCGAUGGUCGCUCUGAUCUGCGGAGCGUUCAGGCACAGGAGGACGCUCAGGGCCUGGGCAGCCAGCAGGUGCGGAUUGAGAGCCUGCUACAAGACUGCGGCCUUUGAGGACCGGGAGAAACCCUUCGAUGCUUACAUCUCCUAUUCGGCCGUUGACGAAAAUUUCGUGUCGAGGGUCCUGGUUCCCGGUCUGGAGUCGUCUUACAGGCUCUGCCUGCACUACAGAGACCUUGGGGCUGGAGCCAAUGUUGCGGACGCUGUUGCGGAGGCUGCGGACUCCUCCAGGAGGACCAUUCUUAUCUUGUCCAGGAAUUUCCUACAUGGAGAGUGGUCCAGGUUCGAGUUCAAGGCCGCGCUCAGGGAGGCUCUCAGGGGCAAGGGCAGGUCUGUUAUUUUGUUACUUGUUGGAGGCGUCUGCCCCAGGGACCUUGACGCUGAUCUGAGGAAGAGGAUCUCCUCGCACACGGUUCUCGUUUGGGGGGAUAAGCUGUUCUGGCAGAAAUUAAAGUUCGCCAUGCCUGAUGUCUCGCCGAUUCCUGUGCUUGAGAGACCUCUGCCUUUGCCACCUCCUCCUCCACCGCCUUCGCAACAUUUGUGGGCAUAG
This is a messenger RNA of Cotesia congregata, 3687 nucleotides long. Lineage: Eukaryota; Metazoa; Arthropoda; Insecta; Hymenoptera; Braconidae. The record is from the annotation of a GenBank genome assembly.